GGCGCGGUGCACGCCGGGAAGCCGACGCCCAAGAUGGCGGCAGGAUUGAAAAGUUGUUGCCGGGGCGGCGGCGCCUCCCCGGGCUCGGCUUGAGCCUCCUGGGCUUCCGGGGGCGGCUAUGGCGGCGCAGUGAGGGGAGAGGGGACCCGGGCGGGGAGAUGCCUCCGGGCCCCGCCUGAGACAUGGAGGAGGAAGGCAAGAGGGGCAAAAAGCCUGGAAUCGCGUCCCCUUUCAAGCGCGUCUUCCUGAAAGGUGAAAAGGGUCGGGAUAAGAAGGCCCAGGAGAAGGUGACCGAAAGGCGUGCUCUGCACACGGCGCCUCUUUCAUUGCCUGACCGCUUUGAGCCGGACGUCCUCCUGAACGAUUACAUUGAGAAGGAAGUGAAGUAUUUAGGUCAAUUAACAUCUGUCCCAGGAUAUCUGAAUCCCUCCAGUCGCACUGAAAUUCUGCAUUUAAUUGACAAUGCAAAGCGAGCACAUCAGCUUCCUGGCCAGCUGACCCACGAACACGAUGCUGUGAUCAGCCUCUCAGCCUAUAACGUCAAGCUGGUCUGGCGAGACGGCGAAGACAUCAUACUCAGGGUCCCCAUCCACGACAUCGCGUCGGUUUCCUACAUCCGGGAUGAUUCCUCACAUUUGGUGGUGUUGAAAACAGCUCAGGACCCCGGGAUUUCCCCCACCCAGAGUCUUUGUGCGGAAAGCUCGAAAGCUCUCACAUCAGGGUCCCUUUCAGAGAGCGGAGUGGUUCCUGUUGAAGCUUGUUGCCUGGUGAUCCUGGCCACAGAGAAUAAAGGAACUGCGGAGGAACUCUGCUCCCUUCUCAGCCAAGUCUUCCAUAUCGUUUACACGGAGUCUACCAUAGAUUUCUUGGACAGAGCAAUAUUUGAUGGGGCCUCCACACCAACCCGGCAUCUGUCUUUGCACAGCGAUGACUCGUCUACAAAAGUGGAUGUCAAAGAUCCCUACGAAACGGAAGCAAGCACUUUUUCUUUCCCCGAGUCCUUGGAGACGGGUGGCAACUCCCCUUCCUCCUUCUCGGCGCAGCCAUCUCCCCCCGCCAAGACGGCCAGCGACAGCGAGUUGAGCACAACUGCCACGGAGAUGCUCCAGGACUACAUGAUGACGUUACGGACAAAACUCUCUUCUCAUGAGAUCCAGCAGUUUGCCAUGCUCCUGCACGAAUAUCGCAACGGGGCAUCCGUACAUGAGUUCUGUGUCAACCUGCGGCAGCUGUACGGGGACAGCCGAAAAUUCCUUCUACUGGGCCUUCGGCCCUUCAUCCCAGAGAAGGACAGCCAGUACUUCGAGAACUUCCUAGAGACCAUUGGCGUGAAGGACGGGCGGGGCAUCAUCACGGACAGCUUUGGGAGAUACAGGUGGACCGUGAGGACAACCUCCAACUCCACAGCCAAUGGCAACGGAGCCACGGGUAGCUCGGACGACCAGUCUGCGCCCUCGGAGGGGGACGAAUGGGACCGGAUGAUCUCGGACAUCAGCAACGACAUCGAGGCCUUGGGGUGCAGCAUGGACCAAGACUCUUCCUGAAGGGGAGCCGGGAGGGAAGCAAGACAGGGCCUUCUUGCCCACCCCAGACACCUCCCUCCCUCCCCCGGGAUAACAGCCGCUUUUCUGUUCCAAGUGAAUUCCUCGAAGGCUCCCCGCUCCCCCCGGCAUUUUGCAAGGGUCUGAUCUGCUGCCCCUCACAGGCUCCCUUCUGUGAAGGAGUGAAAGCCAGCGAGCUGUGAAAAAACACGGCCUUCGGUUUGCCUCUUGCUGGGGGGGCAAAUUGCAGAGAAGCCAUGAACCCAGGGAAGAGCAGCCCAAGCCUCCCGGGGGCUACCAACCCCCCCCCACCCUGGGGGGGUUUACGGUUUUGCACAUGGCCUUUCUAGUGCUUGCGCCUGCACGUAUGAAUGUGUGUUUCAUGACCUCCAUCACAAUGUGAAUCCCUUUAAAUUCCAAGCGUUUGUCUUAACAUUUCAAGCAAGGAGGGGGCCUGGCCGGAAAGCCGAGGGGGCAGCUGAGGUUGGGCAGGGCAGGGGUCAGCAGUUAUCCCGGCCUCAGGGCUUAUGGGGCGUGUGGGGCUGGUGAGGCCGCCUCGGCUGGAACGUGAGAAUCUGGUCGAGAAAUGCCAACCACCUCCUUCAAGAGGUGCCCUGGAUCAUUUGCCUCUCCCGGUCUGGGCAAACCAUCCCCAGCUGGGCCAGGCGCUGGCUGUUCCAAGGGGCAGGACCUCUGUGGCUGGUCUGGCCCCUUGAGCAGGGCAUCAGGGGGGGGGCUUCAUUGAGGGGAGGGCUUGGCAUCCUUCCAAAGCGGCGGCAGUGAGGGGGCAGUUUGAGAUCCCCCCCGGCACUGGCAUGGAUCCAACUGACCAGGGAAUUCUGGGAGUCGAGGGGGGGCCGCAAGGGAGAGGAUCGCGAGACAUUUUGAUUCUGGUUUGCUUUCUGCGGGGCAAGGCAGGGAGGCAAUAUAUACAUAAUGUAUAUGUGUUGUAUAUAUUAUACAUAUAAAUGCACAGUUAUUUUUGUAAGUGUAUUUUGUGCCACAAAAGCCCUCCUGGCGUCUAUAAACUGACACGUAUGCUCUUUUA
Messenger RNA from Candoia aspera, 2589 nucleotides. RefSeq names its product CCM2 scaffold protein (gene CCM2). The transcript has 10 exons. The coding region runs from base 183 to 1544 and encodes 453 amino acids. Lineage: Eukaryota; Metazoa; Chordata; Lepidosauria; Squamata; Candoiidae. The record is from RefSeq and is a predicted model, not a curated record. Gene Ontology annotation, biological process: vasculogenesis; heart development.